Molecule: messenger RNA, 2001 nt
Organism: Peromyscus californicus insignis
Lineage: Eukaryota; Metazoa; Chordata; Mammalia; Rodentia; Cricetidae
Product: U1 small nuclear ribonucleoprotein C-like
Exons: 1
Coding region: 54-533 (159 amino acids)
Biological process (GO): spliceosomal snRNP assembly; mRNA splicing, via spliceosome; mRNA 5'-splice site recognition
Cellular component (GO): nucleus; U1 snRNP
Molecular function (GO): zinc ion binding; pre-mRNA 5'-splice site binding
Source: RefSeq, a predicted model, not a curated record
CUCCAGAUUUCCUGGUGACUCGGAACCGGGUAGCCAAUGGCUUGUGGAGCAACAUGCCUAAGUUUUAUUGUGACUACUGUGAUACAUAUCUGACCCAUGAUUCUCCAUCUGUGAGAAAGAGACACUGCAGUGGUCGGAAACACAAAGAGAACAUGAAAGACUACCACCAGAAACGGAUGGAAGAGCAGGCCCAGAGCCUGACUGACAGAACAAUGGCUGCAUUUCAACAAGGAAAGACACCUCCAGCUCCAUUCUCUGCUCCUCCUCCUGCAGGGGCCAUGAUCCCACCUCUCCGCAGUCUCCCAGGUCCUCCUCACCCUGGCAUGAUUCCUGCACCCCACAUGGGAGGCCCUCCCAUGAUGCCAAUGAUGGGCCCUCCUCCUCCUGGGAUGAUGCUCAUGGGACCUGCUCCUGGAAUGAGGCCACCCAUGGGAGGCCACAUGCCCAUGAUGCCUGGGCCUCCAAUGAUGAGACCUCCUGCUCGACCUAUGAUGGCGCCCACUCGGCCUGGCAUGACUCGGCCAGACAGAUAAGAGCAGAAAGGCUCUUUAUCAGUUUUGUACUUCUAGUUCGUUUCACCAGGAGAUGACAGUGCUGAGCCUGAGUGUUUUCUAGCUGCAUGACAGGAAGGCUUCCCCUUCCGAACGAACAUAGAGAAGUGGGGCAAAAAAAAAAAGUGCAGCUUUCACUGAUAUUGUGAAAUGUAAAAAUAAAAUUGUCAGCUGUUUAGUUAAAAAAAACACACACACACUCCAGUUAAGAUUGGGGGCAAGCACCUAUAAUCCCAGCAAUCAAGAGGCUGACGAAACAAGAUUGCCUGAAGUCCAAUGCCAGCCUGGGCUCCAUAGCAGGACUCUGUCCUCAAAAAUUCAACAGGGAAAUGGAUGUAGAUAUGCUCAAAAUACAUUAUAUACAUGCAUGGAAUUGUCAAAUAAUAAAUAAAAACAUUAUAUAAAAACUAAACAAGAACAAAUAAGUUAUUUUAAUUAACUAAUAAAAUAAAAGGCACCGUUUCUCUGGUCUCUAAAAUAUUAAAAACAAUGAUAAACCUGCACAUUCCACAAACUGAACACUAAAAAAGUCAAGUGUAGUUUAUGCUUACAGUAACAGUGUAUUUCACCCCAAAUAACAAAUACUCAAGAAGCACUUAACAGGUAAAAAGGAAGCACACAAAGUUUACAAUGUUGAUGUUUUCCCUAGCUCCUCAACAGAGAACUCUGCAUUACCUUUUUGGGUUCUUUGAGACAGCUAUAGCCCAAGCUGGCCUAGAAUACUAUGUAUCUCAGAAUGGCCGCAAAUGCAUGGUGAUACUUUUGCCUAGGCCUCCCAAGUGCUGGGAUCACAGGUGAGUCACGAUGCCCAGCCUCGUCUACACUGAAGGUAGACUAUUAUUCAAGAAGAAGAAUUAAGAAGAAAUUAGCAAUGGGGGGGCUGCUACACUUAAAGAUAAAACUUUUUUUACAGAUAUUUUCAAGUAUAAAAUGACUGAGAGACGUCUGGUAACUUGGAACUGUAGCACAGCCAUUAGUCACUGCCCAGGCAAGUGUUUCUGCCCUCUUCCAAGACAAGUAUUUGGAUUUUUCCAAGAGCUGAUGUCAGGGCUUUUCAGAGACAGAGCAGCAUUUACAGGCCAGAGAAGGAAAAAGGUUUCCCCAGUAGCUGUACUCAGUGUGGCCUUUGUACUGCUCCACUGCCAAAGCCAGGAAGACCCUGCUAGAGAAAGCUAUUCAGUUCUUGGGAGUCGGGAGAUAGACUCUACCCUGGGAGGCUGGAGGAUUGUGACUGGAGAGACUUGCAAUCACAGGAGCACAAUUUAAUUUUCCACCAGUUUUGAAUCCCAAAUUCUGAUGGAAUCAACAUCAGAACAAAGGCUUCUUAAUUCUUUCAAGAAAAAUACCACAUACUGAAUCUCAAUUUCUCUCUCUCUCUCUCUCUCUCUCUCUCUCUCUCUCUCUCUCUCUCUCUCGUGUGUGUGUGUGUGUGUGUGUGUGUGUGUGUAGG